Astrephomene gubernaculifera is the source of this 2091-nucleotide messenger RNA. NCBI's taxonomy places the organism in Eukaryota, Viridiplantae, Chlorophyta, Chlorophyceae, Chlamydomonadales, Astrephomenaceae. The record is from the annotation of a GenBank genome assembly.
UGCUUUGCAAGGUGGUCACGGAAAUAUGCUGGAUAUGGUCUGCAAUACUUUUUAGGAUUAGCUGUUUUUUCAAAAGUCGCGAGAAGCGCCUUCUAUGUAAUGGAAAAGAAGGCACCCACGUUAGGCGUGGGUGCGUUUCGGAGAAAGCCUCCAUCUGCAGGGUUUGCGACCCCGAAGAGUUUAAAUGGCGUCGCUGCUGCGGUAUCUGUUGCCGCUUUCGUGGUGCUGGCCGCCUUCGUGGCAUACCUUUUCCAUCGACGCAGAUCGAGGACUUCGGGUGCACGCUGGCGGCGAGGCAAAGGUGCUUCGCCACCUAUGCACCCCACGGUUGACGUGGAGAUGAUUGUGGAUGACGUGAGGCGCAGCAGCCGAACCGGGCCCGGCCGCUACCUACCUUGGCCCCUAAUAUUAAUACCCGGCUUUCAACAGCGAUCAGCAUUAUCGUUCAACAACACCCACGGGUCCUUGUUCGGCAUUGCCCUUGGUGGCCUCUGGAACAAAGCGGCCCCACAAACGAUGGAAUCCGCUGCAGAUGACUUAGCAGAGGCAGCAGCAUAUGAUUACGGACUGCCCAGCGGCACAGGACCGAAGUUCCACGCGACCACCGCCAGCGGCAAGUCCCUAGCUAUGGUGAUCAAGACUGCGACAGUAGCGGCCCCCCAGGAGGAGGACGACCAACCUCUGUUGCACCAGCAGCAACUUCAGCGGCAUACAGACGGGUUCCCCCAGCAUCACGAACAUGGACAGCCACGGCGAGGCUUGGAGUCGUCAUGGCAGCCACAACCUGAACUGUUAGCCGGUGCUGGUGGAGGCCGAGGUAGCAGCAGUACGGCACUUCUCGCAGGGGGGACUGCUGGUAGCCGCGGGCGGCGUCACGGUCGGAGCUGUUCUACAGGGGAUGCCCUCCUAGCCGCCUCGCAAAGUCGUCAAUGGCUGGGACCAGACCUGGUUUCCUCGGCUGCAACAACCAGUACGACAACACCAGCAGCGACUACCAGCAAUGGAGGUGUGGGAAACCUGGCGCCGCGCAUUGCCAUCUCGGCUGGCUCAACUGCGGUGCUAGCGACACCCUCGCGCUUGAAGAGCAGAAGCUCCAUGAGCGGUGGCGCUAGGGCGACCCCCAGCAUUCCGCUAGAUGCUGCUGCCUUUGCUGCUAGUAUGUCUGCCACAGGCAGCAGCAGCGGUGCUAGGGGUGCUGGCGAUUGGUCGCAUGGCACGGCCAUUGCGGAUCACGGUUUGACGGAGCCAGCAGCUCUUAGGUUUCUCAGUCCUUCGUCCUCAGGCGACAUGCAGCUGGGGGCUGUUGCUGCUGCUGUGGGUCCUGGUGACCAGCCGGGGGCCUCAAGCGGCGGGAUGCUUAUGGCGGUUGGUGCGGGCGGCAGCGGCGGCAACAGCAGCAGCACGCUGGGUGCUGCCGGUGGUGUGGCGGAGGUCAGCAGGGCGAGUAGCAGCAACGCCUUGGGUGCUGGGUCUGGGUCGGCUGGGAUGUUACCGGGGCGGAACGGGUCCGAUGUGGAUCCCGCUGUGGCCUGGUACACUCGGGCACUGCACCGGCAGAUCACCGCGGCCGCGGCAGCAGCGCAGGCGGCCACUGGGGCAGCACCCAAGGCGCAUUUGGCUUGAGGAUGAUGACGACGGGGGCUUAUGUCGCGUUGUAGGCCCCUGUGACUGUGUUUGUUUGGGGUUGACGUGGCGGUCUGGCGAUACUUUGCUGGGUUCGCUGCCGGUGCUUUUCGGACGCCUGACCCUUGUCGGCUGAAGGUGGAGAUGUAUAAUGGAUGAGGCCAUGGACGCAUUGCACAUGUUUUUUAUAACAGUCACGCAGGUGCGCUGUUUGCUUGUAUGGGGUGCACCGCUCUUGUGGACGCACUGGUUGCUAUCGUGACACACACACGUUGCAUAGGCAAAUUCGUGAUUAUAGUUCUCGUGCCUAGGCGUGUUUGGAGUGCAAAGCACGGUUACAGACAAUGCAAAGGGAUGGAAGCGCAUGGCAGAAGGGGUAUGAGGAUGCACCGGCGGGACUCAAUUGGCGUUGUCAACGGAUAUCUUUUGGCGUGUGCGGGCGGGUAUGCGCUGUAACGGCCGUUUAAA